This is a messenger RNA of Argiope bruennichi, 1671 nucleotides long. It is a transcript of the gene Usp39, whose product is annotated as U4/U6.U5 tri-snRNP-associated protein 2-like. The record is from RefSeq and is a predicted model, not a curated record. Gene Ontology annotation, biological process: mRNA processing; spliceosomal complex assembly; protein deubiquitination. The coding region runs from base 87 to 1583 and encodes 498 amino acids. Gene Ontology annotation, molecular function: zinc ion binding; cysteine-type deubiquitinase activity. NCBI's taxonomy places the organism in Eukaryota, Metazoa, Arthropoda, Arachnida, Araneae, Araneidae. The transcript is spliced from 14 exons.
UCACUAUAACUGUGGGUUUCUUUCUCAUCUGUUUUUGUUUGUAUUAAGAGGCUCAAUUUUUUAAACACUUCUAAUUUGUAUUAAGUAUGUCUGAAUCCGUCAGUGUUGAACCUUUGAAACGUAAAUCUUUAGAAGAAAUUGCUCCUGCUUCUAAAAAGGUUAAUCAAAAUAAUCCAAAAGAUAAAAGCAGGAAUUGUCCUUAUUUAGAUACUAUCAACAGGAAUGUACUGGAUUUUGAUUUUGAAAAACUUUGUUCCGUCUCUAUCUCUCGGAUCAACGUAUAUGCUUGUUUAGUUUGUGGAAAAUAUUUUCAAGGACGAGGACCAAACACUCAUGCUUAUAUGCACAGUGUCCAGGCAGGACACCAUGUAUUUCUUAAUCUACAGACACUGCGAUUCUACUGCAUUCCUGACAAUUAUGAAAUCAUUGAUUCCUCUCUUGACGAUAUCACGUAUGUGCUGAAACCAACUUUUACUAAAGAAGAAAUCGCUGCUCUGGACCAGAAUGAUAAACUCUCUCGAGCUUAUAAUGGAAUGACAUAUAUGCCAGGAAUUGUUGGUUUGAACAAUAUAAAAGCUAAUGAUUACUGUAAUGUGAUUUUACAGGCUCUGUCACAUGUUCCGCCUCUCCGAAAUUUUUUCUUGAGAGAGGAGAAUUACAUGUCCAUAAAGAGACCGCCUGGAGACACUCUCUUCCUAUUGGUACAGAGAUUCGGUGAACUACUUCGUAAACUGUGGAAUCCACGGAACUUCAAGGCCCAUGUAAGUCCUCAUGAGAUGCUGCAGGCUGUUGUGCUUUGCAGUAAGAAGAUGUUUCAGAUCACAGAGCAAGGGGACCCUAUUGCAUUUCUGUCUUGGUUCCUUAAUAGCUUGCAUUCUGCUCUGAAUGGGACAAAGAAGCCAAACAGCAGCAUAGUUUAUAAAACUUUUCAAGGUGCUCUCAGGAUAUACACACGAACAUUGUUGCCUAUUGAUGCAACAGAAGAGGAAAAGCAACAACUCUUGAUGAAUGAAGAAUAUCAAGAAAAAGUAGAAGAUACGACUUUUCUGUACCUGACCUUGGAUUUACCCCCUCCUCCACUAUUCAAGGAUGAGCUGACAGAAAACAUCAUCCCACAGGUCCCCCUGAUUAACAUCUUAGCCAAAUUCAAUGGCAUCAGUGAGAAAGAGUACAAAACUUACAAGGACUCCAAAAUGAAGAGAUUUGAAAUUACACGACUGCCACCUUACCUCAUCCUUUUCAUAAAGAGAUUCACAAAGAAUACUUUUUUCAUUGAAAAGAAUAAUACAAUUGUGAACUUCCCCAUCAAAAAUGUAGAUUUCUCCGAAAUCUUCCAGCCAGAAGCGCACGAGAAGCAGGCCAUCUACGAUCUCAUCGCCAAUAUAGUGCACGACGGAGAGCCCGGAUCUGGGAAGGGUACUUACCGGACUCACAUACUGCACAGGGGUUCUGGCAAGUGGUACGAGAUGCAAGAUCUGCAUGUGACGGAAAUUCUCCCUCCCAUGAUCACGCUGUCUGAGGCGUAUAUUCAGAUUUGGGAACGAAGGCCGACUGAAAAACUCCUGCAAAAGAAUGGAAAUUGAAAAUCACGAUCCAUCAUUGUAAAUAAUUAUAAUUUCAUCUUUUUUAAAGUCAUAAUGAAAAAUGACCUAAUAAAGUGUUAUCAAAGAA